Phalacrocorax carbo (great cormorant) is the source of this 1049-nucleotide messenger RNA. Lineage: Eukaryota; Metazoa; Chordata; Aves; Suliformes; Phalacrocoracidae. The record is from RefSeq and is a predicted model, not a curated record.
CUUACUCAUGCAGAAGGGCGGUUCUGUAAGAAAUGGUAUAGUUUUUUCUCAAAGAAGUCUGCCCUAACCUCUCACUUCCUUUAUCUCCUUGUUCAGUGCUCCUCACCCAGAGGCAGCAGAUGUCCAACAGCAGCUCCAUCACACAGUUCCUCCUCCUGGCGUUCACAGACACGCGGGAGCUGCAGCUCCUGCACUUCUGGCUCUCCCUGGCCAUCUACCUGGCUGCCCUCCUGGGCAACGGGCUCAUCGUCACCGCCAUCGCCUGCGACCACCGCCUCCACACCCCCAUGUACUUCUUCCUCCUCAACCUCUCGCUCCUCGACCUGGGCUGCAUCUCCACCACUCUCCCCAAAUCCAUGGCCAAUUCCCUCGGGGACACCAGGGACAUCUCCUACGCAGGAUGUGCUGCCCAGGCCUUUCUGUUUGUCUUUCUGAUAUCAGCAGAGUUUUAUCUCCUGACGGUCAUGGCCUACGACUGCUACGUGGCCAUCUGCAAACCCCUGCACUACGGGACCCUGCUGGGCAGCAGAGCUUGUGCCCACAUGGCAGCAGCUGCCUGGGCCGGUGGGUUUCUCAAUGCUCUGCUGCACACGGCCAGUACAUUUUCACUGCCCCUCUGCCAUGGCAAUGCCCUGGGGCAGUUCUUCUGUGAAAUCCCCCAGAUCCUCAAGCUCUCCUGCUCAGACACCUACCUCAGGGAGGUCGGGCUUCUUGGGGUCAGUGUCUGUUUAGUAUUUGGGUGUUUUGUUUUCAUUGUGCUGUCCUAUGUGCAGAUCUUCAGGGCUGUGCUGAGGAUCCCCUCUGAGCAGGGACGGCACAAAGCCUUUUCCACGUGCCUCCCGCACCUGGCCGUGGUCUCCCUGUUUAUCAGCACUUCAUUUUUUGCCUACCUAAAGCCUCCUUCCAUCUCCUCCCCACCCCUGGACCUGGUGGUGGCAGUGCUGUACUCAGUGGUGCCCCCAGCAGUGAACCCCCUCAUCUACGGCAUGAGGAACAAGGAAAUCAAGGAUGCUUUAUGGAGAGUAAUCCAAUGGAUGGUGCUUCACUGA